Hordeum vulgare subsp. vulgare (domesticated barley) is the source of this 1337-nucleotide messenger RNA. RefSeq names its product probable serine/threonine-protein kinase PBL7. The transcript has a single exon. The record is from RefSeq and is a predicted model, not a curated record. Gene Ontology annotation, biological process: protein phosphorylation. Lineage: Eukaryota; Viridiplantae; Streptophyta; Magnoliopsida; Poales; Poaceae. Gene Ontology annotation, molecular function: protein kinase activity; ATP binding. The coding region runs from base 1 to 1224 and encodes 407 amino acids.
AUGCCGCGCUGCUUCUCCUGGGCCGCCCACCGCCUACCGAGCCUCCCCUGCGUCCCCUGCGCCGGCGAUGCCCCCUCCAGCCCCUGCAGCCCGUGCAGCCACGCCGCGCAGACCUCCAUGAGCCUGCGCCACCGCGGCGACGGCAGCGGCAGCGGCAGCGGCAGCGUGGCCGGCCGUACCGCGCGCAAGUUCACGCUGGAGCAGCUGUCCGCGGCCACGGACGGCUUCGCCGCGUCCAACCUGCUCGGACAGGGCGGCUUCGGCAGGGUGUACAGGUGCCACCUCCGCCUGGAAGACGACGACGAGGAGGACGGCGCGGCGACGGCGGUGGCCGUGAAGCAGCUGUGCCGCGGCGGCGCGCAGGGGAGCCACGAGUUCGUGGUGGAGUGCGCGAUGCUGAUGACGCUGCGGCACCCCAACCUGGUGGGCCUCGUCGGCUACUGCGCGCAGGCGCAGGAGCGUCUCCUCGUCUACGAGUUCCUCCCCCGCGGCAGCCUCGACGACCACCUCUUCCUCCCUCUCCCUCUCCCUCUCCCCGCCCCCGCCCCCGGAGACGGCGACCUCAUCUCCCGGUCCCGGCCCCGGCCGCCGCUCGAGUGGAACACGCGCGUCGGGAUCGCGCACGGCGCCUCCAGGGCGCUGCGCUACCUGCACGAGGCCGUGUCGCCGCCGGUCAUCUACCGCGACCUCAAGCCGUCCAACAUCCUCCUCGCCGACGACUUCACCCCCAAGCUCUCCGACCUGGGGCUGGCCAGGAUCGGACCCGCCGGCGACGACACCCACGUGUCCACGCGAGUCAUGGGCACCUUCGGCUACUGCGCGCCCGACUACGCGCUCACCGGCCGGCUCACCGUCAAGUCGGACGUCUACAGCUUCGGCGUGGUGCUCCUGGAGCUCAUCACCGGCCGCAGGGCCUUCGACCCCGACGCCGGCGACCCCGACGAGAGGCGCCUCCUGGACUGGGCCAGGCCCUACCUCGCCGACGUGCGCAAGAUGUACGGACGGCUGGCCGACCCGGCGCUGCGCGGCCGGUUCCCUCGCCGGGCGCUAUACCAGCUCGCCGUCGUGGCCUCGCUCUGCCUCCACGACAGGCCCAACCUCCGGCCGACCAUGUCAGACGUCACACGGGCCAUCGACCACGUGGCCUCGCAGCCCUGGCAACCCGCAUCCGCAUCGGCAGGCGCAGGCGCAGCCCAUCAUCGUGCCAAAUCCUGCCAAAUGUGAAAUUCAAUCUUGUAGGAGUAUAUGAUGAUGCUAAUAUGAGGUUAUGUUUAUGCCAAAAUCUAAUCUAAUCUAAUCUAAUUACUACGUAUUAAUGACACAAAAAUCCUACCUUU